Messenger RNA from Panicum virgatum (switchgrass), 4155 nucleotides. RefSeq lists its product as uncharacterized. The transcript has 2 exons. Bases 866 to 1732 code for a protein of 288 amino acids. NCBI's taxonomy places the organism in Eukaryota, Viridiplantae, Streptophyta, Magnoliopsida, Poales, Poaceae. The record is from RefSeq and is a predicted model, not a curated record.
GUGCGGGGGGUCACCGCUCCAUGGAGAGCGUGAGUUGGCUGCCAGUGUGUGCUGUAUCUUUGUAUGGUUGUACUGUAUCCCUUCUCUCUCUCACGAACCUUUUGUCUCCUUCCUCCCGAACCACCUCCACCCCUCCCAGCUCCCACUACUUCUUGUGAGUUCCUUGCUGCUGCGGCUGCUUGCUUCCCUCAUCUCUAGUCUGUACACUGGUUGGAGUGGUUGCUACUUGCUAGUGUCCGAGUUCGACCCACUUGUUCCUCUCAAUCCCCUCUCAUGGAUGUGCAUACAUCCUCUUCAUCUUCUGGUGGUUGCUUGCUUCUUCUGGCUUGAAGUUGAAGGCCUUCGCCUCGCCUGGGGGAAAGCUUCCGUUUCGCGUUCCGUUCCUGGUGCCACUACCCACUGCUGUGGUAUAAAGGCGGAAGCUUGAGCCAUCUUUUGAAGAAAUCCCGGCGGAAGAUUGCUCCGCCGCUGCGGUUUCGCGGCGACUGUGGCCGGUUGCCGCAUUCGCCGCGCUGGAUUACGGUGGAAGGGGGCGGCGUCGUGAGGAAAUCUUGCUCUGCGAUCAAUCGCUCAGCUGCCCCCCUUGCUUUCUGGGCGGUUGUCGGUGCUGCCUUUUGUAGUAAAGAGUGGGAUCUUGCGGCCGGCGGUGGCAUCAUUGCUGGAUCGAGCAAUCUUCGACGGCGACCUCCAUAUCUGCGCGACCGAUCUGUGCGCGGUUGAUCAUCUCUUCCCCGGCAUUGCGAGGCGGGCUCGCCGGGUGGUGUGGAUUGCCGCGUGAGAAGAGCAGAAGAGCGGAGCUCUGCGCUGUGAUCCAAGCGGGCUCCUGCACGCCAGGUGUUUGCUGAAAGGCCCAAGUGAGCGAGCCAUGAGGGACUUCCCGUCCUGCUUCGGCGAGAGCGGCGUCCAGAUCGCGGAUGCGUCGUCCAGCGCCGGCAAGGGUGCCGCGCAGAACCUGGUGACCUGCCUCUACCAGACGCAGUUCUCGGGCCGGCCCUGCGUGAUCUCGGUCACGUGGAGCAAGAGCCUCAUGGGGCAGGGCCUCAGCAUCGGCGUGGACGAUCUGUCCGGCCAGUGCCUGUGCAAGGCGGACAUCAAGCCGUGGCUCUUCUCCAAGAAGAAGGGGUCUAAGAGCCUCGACGUUGAGGAUGGCAAGAUUGAGAUCUUCUGGGACCUGUCGGGCGCCAAGUUUGGUGCUGGGCCAGAACCAGUGGAGGGGUUCUAUGUUGCAGUGGUGUUCGACCUUGAGCUUGUGCUCUUACUCGGUGACAUGAAGAAGGAUGCUUACAGGAAGACUGGAGCCAACCGGUCGAUGCUGAAUGCUGCGUUCGUGGCGAGAAGGGAGCACAUAUAUGGCAAGAAGGUCUACUCUGCUAAGGCGCAGUUCUGUGACAAAGGCCAGUUCCAUGACAUUGUUAUCGAGUGCGAUACCAUCGGCCUGAAGGAUCCAUGUCUCGAAAUAAGGGUUGAUAAGAAGCCCGUGAUGCAGGUGAAGCGCCUGGCAUGGAAAUUUAGGGGAAAUCAUACAAUUCUCGUUGAUGGUUUGCCUGUGGAGGUUUUCUGGGAUGUCCACAGUUGGCUCUUUGGAUCGACGGCAAGCAAUGCAGUGUUCAUGUUUCAGACAUGCCAGGCACCUGAGAAGUCGCUGCCAUGGUCAUACUCGCAGAUUUUUAGGGAGUCCCAGUUGCAAGGUCUUGGUUUCUCGUUGAUCCUGCAUGCAUGGAAGCUUGAAUAGGUUUUCGCAGGAUCACAAUUUGCUUCUGCACCUGCCUCCUUUUCUUUAGUGCUAACAAAAAAUGUUUUGUUGAAGUGUCUGUUCAUCAGAAUGCUAUGGAGGCUCUCCAAUAUAUGUUCUUUCAUUUCAUUUUGUUUUUGUUUUGCCAUUUUUUUAUAAACGCUUUGUUUGAAUGAUUGGCAAGAUUAUGUGAUAUCCCAGUGACUUCGGCACUCUGUUCUCUCCCUUCUUGUGCCUUAAGUGAGGGUAAUUCUGAUGAUCAAAUAGUUCAACAGUGAUAAUUCUCAAAAAAGAGAAUGUUGUCAUGAUGUAAAGUAUAUCAAGCCUCAAGCCUGUGAUACAGUUUAUUUGUCAAUGAUAGUAAUGUCUAACAAAUUUGAGUUGUCUGUUGUUUCUCCUUUUUUUUUUUGUUGUUGUCUUGAGAUCACUCAAUUCUUCUGGACAAGAAAACUGUAGAGUACAUCUCAAUAGAAAUUUUGUUCGGUGGAAAAUUUAGGAGUUUUAAGGAAUCAAAACAUGUGACUACCUGAGCAGCAAGCUUUGUAACACUGAUAGCUGCCUUUUUGUGCUUAUCUGUGCACCUGAACGUGAUUAUCUUUAGUAGGACUCUGAUCAUCUUGAUAAGUAUCCUUAGGUUAGAUAAAAACAACUGGGCAAGAAGAUUCUUAUAAAAGGGCAUACCCAGUGCCGUAGGCUUCCCGCAUUGUGCGGGGUCUAGGGAAGGGUUGUUUUAAGCACCAAGCCUUUCCCGCACAAAUGUGCGGAGGCUGGGGCUCGAACCCAGGACCUUCCGGUUACAGACGGUAGGCUCUACCGCUGCACCAGGCCCGCCCUUUGGCAAGAAGAUUCUUAUGUCACUUAUUUUUCUAUAUUUUGAGUUUUUUUUAGCUCCAAUACAGUUUGUUUGUUUGCCAAUAGUGUGCAACAAAAUAUUGAGUUGCUUCUUGUUGUUAUGCUGAUUGUCAUCUGUUACAAUUGUACCUGAAUAGCAAGAUUAAAUGUACAUCUAGAUAUAAUCUUGAACCUGUGGAAAAGUUUGAAGUGAAGUUUUAAGGCAUCAAGACACGUGCAUACGCGAGCAUCAAGGUUUGUUUGUAACCCUUCUUUUGUGCUUUAUGUGUGGGCACCUGAAUGUGCUUAUAUUUUGUAGGAAUCUGGUCGUUCUGAUGAGCGUUCUGGUGUUCUUCAGAUAACAACUUAAUCAUUGAAUGCUGAAUCUGGUUCCGUUUGGUCAACUUUGGUUUAUUCAUAUUCCAAUUAUAUUUUUAAAUUCUUUUGUGCAAUGCUGGAUUGUUUUUCAGCAUUUUCUUCUGGUUCUAAGAAUAUCUUGUGUUUGCCCACCCAAUAAAUUGCAUGUAGCUUUGGUGCUUUUCAUAGAGACCGUAUUGACACUGGGAAUGGACAAGGAAACUUAACAGCUUUUCCAUCUGAUGGACCACUUCAACUGUGAUGUUGAAAAUAGAGAAAAUAAAUGAGGCACUAUAUAUAUCUUGAGUUGGCAACAAUAAAUUGAACAUCUCUCAGCCAUUUUUUUCUUCACUGAUAGGAACACUACUUUGUAUACCGCAAUUUGUGCUGCUCCGUAUUUCCUAAUUUUUGUAAUUCCAUUGCCCUUUCCCUUUCAGCAUAAAUUGUCAAUAUCGUCAUUACCUCUACACAGGAAUUUAUUGAAACUACAGCGCAAGUCAUGUGCUUCUGAAAACUGGCGAGCAAUAUUGAAUCAAGAAAGCCAUGGAUUAACGGUCUUCUAGGUGGGCACUUAUGUCCAUUGAAUUGUUUUAUGUAGAUAUCAUUAAGGAAAACCCUCAUAUGUUGCCAAACAGCAUAAAAACUCUCAAAUGCAACUUAUGAAGUUUCUUGUCAUGAAUUUGGGUUGCAGAGUAGCUUUCCUGUUGUACUAUCUGAUAAUCUGAAUCAAAGUUAAGUUCAUCACUAUCUCCUUGUCCUGGCCCUCGUGAUGUUUUUUUUUCAUUCUUUGUUGCCCUCAUUUCUAUUGUUGGUACUAUCAGAGAAAAAUAAUCUUUUCCCCCUUUUUCAUAAUGGUGGCCAGGCCAGGAUUUGAUCCUGGGCCAGGGGAGGUUUGAUCACUUUGCUCUUUAAAAUUGAAGCAGAGCCUUCCUGCACAAAUUAAUACAAACGCAUGGCCUCCUUUGGAUGCUGACAUUUGAGAAGAACACAGCAAGUGAUGCUAGUUAUUGUCUACUUCUGAUGGUGAGUUUCUUUUCCUGUCAACUAUGUUUGGUUGUAGUGCUAGUCUAGAAUACGAAACUAUCCUGAAACUACUGGUAUCAGCGAGUUAUGGUCGUAUGGAGGGCUAAGUACUGUAGGAAUAUUGGUGUGUUGCGUGCUUCAGAAACUUAUCUAUGGGGUUUUUGGGAUAGCGACACUGACAGAUCCCUCUCAACAGGGAAAAUGAGAGAAAA